AUGGCCCAGGAUCCGAGAGCGCACCUCCCGCGGGCGAGCAUGGCGCCGCUCGCGCCGCUGCGCGCCGCCGUCGCCCUGGCGUGCCUGGCGAGCCAGGCCGACGCGGCCAUCCACCAGCGGGCCCUGGCCGCCGCCGGCGGCGCGGCCGGGCGCCGGGAGGCCCUGGGCCGAGCGGUGGCGAACGCCUCCGCCGAGAACGCCACCGAGGGUGAGGGGCCAGUUGCUGGCGCCAACAUCUUCGAGAGCUUCUCGGCGCCCGUCGACAGGAGCGCCAAGGGCACGUACGCCUCCUCGUACAUCUCCGCCCAAGACCGCGUGGGCGUGAAGGGCAACCCCCUGAUCUGGACGAUGGCCGUCGUCUACAGCGGCCUGACGGCCCUCGCCGUCGUGCUCUACGUGGUCUGGUCCGACCACGGGCGCGCCAGGGGGUCCGAGAAGCCGAGGGCGGACAUGGGGCUGCCGGCUGGGUACUGAGG
Messenger RNA from Prorocentrum cordatum, 476 nucleotides. Lineage: Eukaryota; Dinophyceae; Prorocentrales; Prorocentraceae. The record is from the annotation of a GenBank genome assembly.